Bicyclus anynana (squinting bush brown) is the source of this 943-nucleotide messenger RNA. RefSeq lists its product as uncharacterized. NCBI's taxonomy places the organism in Eukaryota, Metazoa, Arthropoda, Insecta, Lepidoptera, Nymphalidae. The record is from RefSeq and is a predicted model, not a curated record. Gene Ontology annotation, molecular function: FAD binding; oxidoreductase activity; iron ion binding. Bases 50 to 943 code for a protein of 297 amino acids. The transcript has 4 exons.
CGUAAUUCAUUUCCUAUGUUUUUGCAGUCUUUUGGACAGUAAACCAACGAUGCUGGAAAUAGAAAGAUCACUUUCCAGUAACAUAUGUCGGUGUACUGGAUACAGACCUAUUCUUGAGGCGUUCAGAAGGUUUGCCAGUGAUUGUCCAGAUGAAGCUAAAUUGGCAGACAUCGAGGAUUUAAAUUUAUGUAAAAAAACAAAAGAAACAUGUUUAAAAGAAUGCGAUGACCGUGAAUGGUGUAUAGUAUCAAAAGAUGCCUUAGAAGAUAUUGUACGAAUAAAAUUAAAAGAUGGCAGACAAUGGUUCGGUGUAUUGACAGUAGCAGAUAUAUUCAAUGUUCUACGUAAAGAAGGGAGAUAUUCUUACAUGUUGGUUGCUGGUAAUACUGGAAGAGGAGUAAUACCUAUACUUGAGUAUCCUAGAAUUUUAAUUGACGUCAGUCGAGUAUCUGAACUUAAAGGAUACUUGGUAGAUCAAAAUUUAGUUGUCGGAGCUGGAACUACCCUGACAAAGCUUAGAGAAAUUAUGGAGAAAGUUUCACAUUCUGAGAAUUUUGCAUACCUUAGUGUUUUGAACGACCAUCUUGAAUUGGUCGCUCAUAUUGCUGUUAGAAAUGUAAUUGGGAGUGAAGUAUACCCCACCAAGACGUUACUGGAAUAUAUACGGCACGACUUGGCGCUCACGGGCACGAAGUACAUGUGUCUGGAGGGAGGCUGCGGCGCCUGCAUCGUCAGCGUGGUCAAGAGCCCGGGGCGGACUCCCGAGAGUAUCAACUCCUGCUUGGUAUCCAUAUCAUCAUGCAUGAACUGGGACAUCACCACCAUCGAGGGCCUCGGGAACCGCGAGAAAGGCUACCAUCCGCUGCAGAUGCAGUUGGCUGAGAACAACGGCUCGCAGUGUGGCUACUGCUCUCCGGGAAUGGUGAUGAAUAUGUACAAGUAA